CGAUACUUCUCUCUAGCAUACACACUCAGAUCAAGCACGCCAAACUCGCAGCUUGGAGAGCCAGUCUCGUGUCACCUUCUUAGCAGCUAGGAGCUUUCACGCAUUCAACAUAUCCAUCUGCCACCAUGGGCGACAUCCUCACCCAAAUCCAAGAUGAACUGGACAUGCUCCUAAACCAGAUGUCCGCCGCUCUCCGCCAAAUCCGCGAAAAUGCCCCACCAAGCGUCCCGGAAGGCCAGCAGCCCCUCGAAACCUUUGCUCAACUAGAAGCUCGCAACGCCGCCGAAAACACACAACAAAACCCUACCGCAGACCCCUCACAACAACCAAUCGCAGCCCCACCUAAACCGUCUCCAGAGCAGUUUCAAGCAGAUCUCAAAGAAAUGGCACAAGACAUUACGUUGAAGGAGCAGCAGAUUGAGAGGUUGAUUGCGCAUCUACCAGGCUUGAAUUGGAGUGAAAGGGAGCAGGUGGAUAGGAUGAAGGAGUUGGAGAGGCAGUUGGAGGAUCUGGAGGGGGAGAGGGUAAAGGCAGUCAAGGAUAAGGAUGUCUUGAUGAAGAUGGUGGAGGAUAAGAUAACGGGCGUAGGGAGGGUCAGAUGAGAUCAUGAUCUGGAUGGAGCAGGCGUUUUUGGGACCGCAACCGUCUACAUUUCACACUUGAACCUCAGGUUAAGUCGCGUAUAUCGACCCAUUGCCGAAGGAGAUAUCACCACGAAGGCCUUGCGACCGUCUGCUAGCUACAGUGCCGCCAGCCUAUCUUCCGUUGCGGCAGCACGGAUUACGGUGGAUGUUCAAGCAGCACGCGAUUUUGUACCACUAUGGUGAUACUAUCAGCUGCGUCGAACUCAGCACUUUGCUAUGACAUAAUUCGGUCAUAAAGAGACUGAUCACCGCGCCUCAGGAUGGCAUGUCAUCCGCCUGGCCUUUCGAGGCAAGGCAUAAGUCAAGCCCUUCACUAGAUCACAAAUGUACUGAUGGUCAAG
Alternaria rosae is the source of this 985-nucleotide messenger RNA. RefSeq names its product mediator complex, subunit Med21. Gene Ontology annotation, molecular function: transcription coregulator activity. Gene Ontology annotation, biological process: regulation of transcription by RNA polymerase II. The transcript is spliced from 2 exons. NCBI's taxonomy places the organism in Eukaryota, Fungi, Ascomycota, Dothideomycetes, Pleosporales, Pleosporaceae. Bases 126 to 602 code for a protein of 158 amino acids. Gene Ontology annotation, cellular component: mediator complex. The record is from RefSeq and is a predicted model, not a curated record.